AUGAGCGACAGAUGGAGGCUUGGCGAGCGUUUUGAUGGAACCGUCGACGACGCUCCAAUGCCCUCACAGCACCCGAACGAUGCGGCAAUAGCAUCUAAGACGCCGCUACACCUCGUCAACAUGGUUGUACAGCAGCACGUGUUGAACUGGCUCUACAGCGUCCUGACCAGCGCAUUAUCGCAGUAUCCUUCGCUCUCGUCCCGCACCGAUGUCUAUACGUUUCCGACGGGCGCCUCUGCUUUGCUCUUGCAUCUCUCGGGAACAAUACCUGUCCUGUUCCGCGGUACGACGUACCGAUUCCCCAUAUCGCUAUGGGUGCCACAUGCCUAUCCCCGCGAUGCCCCCCUGGUCUACGUGACCCCGACCGAUAGCAUGGUGGUGCGGCCCGGCCAGCACGUCGAUCCCCAGGGUCAGGUCUAUCAUCCAUAUGUCGUCGGAUGGUCUACAUUCUGGGAUUUUCCGAAACUCCGUUUCUCGCCCGCCAAGAUGCCGCAAGGCCACCCCCGCCACCUCCGAAACCUGGCCAGCCUGUCGGUGUCCAACAACCGCAUUCCUCGCCGCCAUCGCAGUCAGCCGGCCCUCCAGUUCCUCCACUGCCACCGGGAUAUGGCCGGGCGCCCAAUCACUCAGACCCUGCCUCCCCAGCCACAACCUCCUCCGCCUCCACCCCCUCCCGAUCUUAUAGACGACGACCUAACCCUCACAAUACCCCCGACGUCGUCGGUCUCACCCCCGCCUAUUCCCCCGAACCCCGAGAAGGAUGCGCUCCUCCACCAGCUCGCCCGGACACUCUACGACAUGCGGCAGAACGCGCGCGCCCAAAACGAUGCCUCUCUCCUCGGUCUUCAAGCCCAACGAAACGCAAUGAUAGCAGCCGCCAACAACCUCCAGAGCGAGUCGGCCCAGCUCGGCCAGCUCUCCACCGACAGUCUGCGCAAGGCCGACGCCAUCAUCGAGAGCUCGGCGCGCCACCCCGAGGCCAACAUCGACGAGCUGCUCGUCCCCCCCACCGUCGUCGGUAACCAGCUCUACGAGGUCGUGGCUGAGGAGCGCUCCCCCGCUGACGCCAUCUUUGUCCUUGGUCGCGCCGUCGAGCGCGGCCGUAUCGCCCCGGCCACGUUUGCCAAGACGACGCGUAGCUUGGCGCGGGAAUGGUAUUUGAAGAAGGCGCUUGAGCGUAAGAUUGGGCAGGGCAUGGGGCUUGAGGCGGCGUGA
Molecule: messenger RNA, 1215 nt
Organism: Lasiosphaeria miniovina
Lineage: Eukaryota; Fungi; Ascomycota; Sordariomycetes; Sordariales; Lasiosphaeriaceae
Product: UEV domain-containing protein
Exons: 6
Coding region: 1-1215 (404 amino acids)
Biological process (GO): protein modification process; endosome to lysosome transport; protein transport
Cellular component (GO): ESCRT I complex
Molecular function (GO): ubiquitin binding
Source: RefSeq, a predicted model, not a curated record